AAAUAAUUACGUUCUAUAUUGAAUAUUUUAUAUACGAAUGCAUACUCUCUGAUUGGUAAAAUAAGGAAGAAAUUAUUUGUUUGACAUCCUUCCUUCUUAAAGGAAUAAAAUAAUGUGUUCUUUAAUAAAGCAUUUUAAUAUCAGAUAUAUGAUGAAUUUUCUCCUUACCGUGCUCGUUUUCUGUCUCAGCUCCUUUUCUCUCUCUCAGAGGGGACCUUGCGUGGAUGAAAGGGAGGACGGGUGCUGUUCUGGAACAACCUGGAAUCGUAGUUUGCAAAAAUGUACAGAUUGUAUUGCGGGGUAUUUUGGCAUCAACUGUGAAGAGACGUGUGAAUUUCCAUAUUAUGGGAUGAAAUGCUCAGAAAAUUGCAAAUGUGAUAACGAAAGUUGUCAUUUUGCAUUCGGUUGUUUAAAACAAGGAACCGAUAUUGUUUCAAGAUGGUCAACAAUAAAAAACAAGAAAAUUUCUACUUAUCCUUCAUCAGCCAUUACUACAGUCAGGCGUUCACUCAACGUCAGAUCUAUAAAGGAAAGCAAUGUGUCAAUCUUGCAAAUGAUAUUGAUUAUUUGUGGAGCAUUACUUUUUGUUGUUGGGGUUCCCUUUGCUUUUUUUACUUUCUAUGAAAAGAUAUUAGUUGAACCUGUUCAACAACCAGGCGCUGUCAAUAAAUCUUCAAUUUAUGAAGAAGUGCAAUGAGUGCGUAUGACAAUUGUACGCAUACAUUUUUAAAAAUCGCCCGAUAAACACAAUAGUUUUAAAUAUUAUGUAAUUUGAAGUUUGUUCAUACUAAGAUAUCGCAAAUUUUCUUAGAAGUUCAUUUUUGUUGUUUUUAAGGUAUGAAGAGAACCACGAAUUCAUUCCCACCACGUAAUGUAAUCUGUUUUAUACAUAAAUACUCAACAAAUCUUCAUCAAUGAAUUCAAAUCCCCCAUGAAACAAGAGUUUUUUUUCUCAAACCACAAAAAAAUUGACCCCACGAAAAUAAGUGAUUUUACAUUAUCUGGGGUGUUUUGUUGUUGUUAUUGCAAUAUACAUGUAUACGCAUUAUCACGGUUCUCAAAAUUCUAACACCAGUUCUUCACAUUUUUGUCCGACAUUCAAACAUCCACCUAAUUAGAGAAAAAACCCCUCAACGAUAAGAUAGGGUUAAUCGUUUUAUAAUAUUUGACCUUUUUUUCUCACCAACCCAAUAAAUAAAGGUUAGUUUUGCACUCUAUUUAAUAAGUUUUGCACACUAUUUCAUAUUAUCACUUUAAAUUUCACGCAAAAGUCUACAAUUGUUGUCUCGCAGUCACUCAAUAGAUUCAAGACCUCGUACAAUAUUUGAUGAAUAUAGUUAGUCGUCUUCAUCAUAAGCAAUCAUAAGAUAAAAGUAUUUUUCAAUUCAUAUCUAGUUAUUUAUUUUUCUACACAGAAAUUUAUUAUGAGAUAUUACAUGUAAAACUGAUUUUUUUUACAAUGUACAUGAAAUAGCAUGAUCCUCAGGCAAUGUUUUGUUUUAAAUGGACCUUCUUCAUACCAAUUGUAAUGUAAUAAUCAUGUGAAUUAUUUUUUCCUCAAAAACCUUACUGAGAGUAUAAAUUUUAAAAGAAAAUUUUAACCACAUGGAUAUAACCCAAAACAAUUUGUAUGUUAUUGGGUUUAUUGAAUAAUAUUAAUAUAUAAUAAUAAAUUCAAAACAUACAAUGAGCUAAGGACACUGCUUUUUGCACCGUUCAAUACUAUUUUAUAACUAAGACUUCUGUACUUAUGACGUCAUAUAUGCAAAAUGUAAAGAGGAUCUUGUUGUUUAACUUCUCUCUCGGGAAUUUUUACGCAUAUUGAGACGCCACCUUUUCUCGAUGGACAAGCUGCAAAUUUUGAUCUAUACUCGGCACACACUGAACAAAAAUACGUGACAACAUAUAUCCAUAGCCAUUAUGUAGUUUCCAAAAUAUAUAUAUACACUGUAUAAUAUAAUAAAUUCAAAACAUAAAAGGAGCUAAGGACACUGCUUUUUUCAACGAAGGGCGAGGUGAAUAUUGUACUUCGAAGAUGGCUAAAUCAUUGUAUUGACCUCAAAAACCAGCAAUAAUUGUUUUAUUAUAUGAUUUACUGAUAAUUGAUUAAAUGAUACAGCUCAUUACUUGUUUGCAUUUUAUUAAGUGCUAGCCAAAUACAAGAGAGUAGCAGAAUUAAAACGUUCAUAAACCUUACCAGGCGUAUCAAUUUGAAAUUUUUUUAAAAUCAAUUUUAGAAGACAUAAAAGAAAUAUAUAAUGUCAGUCUUUCUAUAGGAAAGAUUUUGAAAGGAAGAAGUAUUAUCAGGGAAAACUGACUGCCAAAAAGUAAAAAAAAAUAAUGUUCAGUAAGUGUUGGAGGGGGGGGGGGGGUGUCCCUGCAUACCCUCUUAAUUACCACCCUUACCUAAAAUAUAUAUUUGCUUAUGUUUUGUUCACAUGAAAAUACAAAUCA
Messenger RNA from Saccostrea cuccullata (small rock oyster), 2454 nucleotides. RefSeq lists its product as uncharacterized. The record is from RefSeq and is a predicted model, not a curated record. Lineage: Eukaryota; Metazoa; Mollusca; Bivalvia; Ostreida; Ostreidae. The transcript is spliced from 4 exons. Bases 113 to 697 code for a protein of 194 amino acids.